AUGCUAGACCAUCAACAGAGGCAGGACGAGCGUGCAACGGGCAACGAGGAUACGCCGCUGUUCACCGAUCUCUGUGCCGAUAGCGAUGAUGCUGUGCCAAUGCAAGUGGAAUCGUUGUGUGUCAAUUGCAAACAAAAUGGAAUCACACGAAUUCUGUGCACAAAUAUUCCAUUUUAUCGGCAGGUAAUCGUUAUUUCGUUCAGCUGUGAGCACUGCGGCUACAGCAACAAUGAACUACAGAGCGGUGAAGCAGCACAGGGAAUCACACGAAUUCUGUGCACAAAUAUUCCAUUUUAUCGGCAGGUAAUCGUUAUUUCGUUCAGCUGUGAGCACUGUGGCUACAGCAACAAUGAAUUGCAGAGCGGUGAAGCAGCACAGGAACACGGCGUCGAGAUUACUCUUCGUGUCCGAAGCGCAGUAGAUUUGAAUCGGCAAGUUGUAAAGUCGGAAUAUGCCGAAAUUGAAAUAAAAGAAUUGGAAUUAAGCGUUCCACCGAAAACACAAACGGGUGAAAUUACAACAGUGGAAGGUGUUUUACGACGCGUGAUCAAUGGUCUUAAUCAGGAUCAGUUGCAGAGACGUGAAACUGAUCCGGAAAAUGCUGAAAAAAUUGAUCGAUUUAUUGAAAAAAUUGAAAAUUUAUUAAAUUUACAGGAUGUUUUUACAUUGAGAAUCAGAGAUGUAUCGGGUAAUAGUUUUGUGCAAAAUCCGAAUCCGCUGCAUGUUGAUGAGCAAUGCGUUAUAGUACGAUUCAGCAGAAAUCUCGCUGAUAACAAACUUCUCGGUCUUGUGGAGGACGAUGCUGAAAAUGAAGAUGCCAAAAAUGAAGUUUUACGAUUUACCACUGAUUGCCCAAACUGUGGCGCACCAACGGAAACGUGCAUGAAGCCAACGGAUAUUCCAUUUUUUGCAACAGUAAUAUUGAUGUGUACUGUAUGCGAUGCGUGUGGUUAUAAAUCGAACGAGGUGAAAAGUGGCGCUGCUGAUGUUGAUUUUGCACGAGAUGUUCUAAAAUCGGAGAGUUGCAGCAUGUCAAUUCCCGAAUUAGAUCUCGCUGUUGGUCCCGGUGCAUUAUCCGGGCGAUUUACGACUGUUGAGGGCCUACUUGUUGCUACCAGGGAUCAGCUCAAGGAACAAGGGCAGUUUUUUCUGGGCGACAGUACCGGUGAUGAAGAUGCUAAGCGAAUGCAGGAAUUUCUGGAUAAAUUUGAGCAAAUUUUACAAUUCAAAAUGAAAAUUCAUCUUGUUCUUGACGACCCAACAGGAAACAGCUAUAUACAGGGUUUGAAUGCGCCUAUGGAUGAUAGCCGAUUAACUAAAGAUUUUUACGAACGAACGGACGAGCAAAAUGAUGAGCUUGGAUUAAACGAUAUGAAAACGGAAAACUACGGGGAACUGGAGACAGUUAAAGAGGAAUGA
Gongylonema pulchrum is the source of this 1419-nucleotide messenger RNA. NCBI's taxonomy places the organism in Eukaryota, Metazoa, Nematoda, Chromadorea, Rhabditida, Gongylonematidae. The record is from the annotation of a GenBank genome assembly.